Molecule: messenger RNA, 4135 nt
Organism: Ruditapes philippinarum (Manila clam)
Lineage: Eukaryota; Metazoa; Mollusca; Bivalvia; Venerida; Veneridae
Exons: 4
Coding region: 282-2900 (872 amino acids)
Biological process (GO): toll-like receptor signaling pathway; immune response
Cellular component (GO): membrane
Molecular function (GO): transmembrane signaling receptor activity
Source: RefSeq, a predicted model, not a curated record
GAUUAUGUGACAUGUCAUAAAACAAUAUGAUAAAUGACGCUUGGAGACAACGUUAUCUAAUGUCUUCUUUACCGUGCUAUUUUUACGUUACAGUGUUGUGAAUUAUAGCCUAGUUCUCCGUGCAAAAAUAUCAGAAUAAAUUCAUAGCGUUGUGUUAGAUGUUUAAUGGUGUUCACUAUUCAAUUUGAAAUCCUUUUCUUCAGAAAAGUGUCACAAAAGGAAUUUUAUUAUGAACAUUUUUACCGUAUUGUGAAAUUUCUUCUCCGGAAUUAAUUGUUAUAAUGAAAGCCAGUAAUUACCUCAUUAUUUUAAUUAUAUAUAUUGUUGGUGUUCAGCAAAUUCUAGGCGGUUUACUAAGUAAAGGGAGAUUUAAAAGAUCAUUUCUUGGAUCGGACAAAGUAGAAAGGGCCGGGAGAAAAUGUCAUGACUUCUGCGCAAUGAAUCCAGAUCUUUGUCGAAACGGUGGUACGUGUGUCACGGAUGAAAACACGUGCAAUGGAAAAUGUGUUUGUGCACCGGGUUGGGCGGGUCGGUGGUGUCGCGAGCCGUUCAUAAUACCUAACUAUAGAGAAGAUUUAGUAAAAGAGAAUGAAGUUACGACUGCUAGUGAAUUAAAUGAUAUCGAAAACAAUCCAACGUCCGUAAAACGUGCACAUGUAAUGAAAAGCUCGAAAAUUGUAGACGAACUUCGAAAUGGCGUGGACGGUAUUUUAAAAGAACUUCGUGGUAGCUUUUUCACUAUGAAACCAUUUUUUUCAUCAACACUUGCCCCGGCGAAAAGAGCCGUUGUUGAAUCCUCAGAAAUCGAAAAUCCCGAUGAUGAUUGGACGUUAAGAAAAAAUUGCGAGAAAGUUUGUGUUAAAGGCGACUGUAUCAAAAUCAACGGCAUUUAUGAAUGUAAACCGCGGGUCAACGCAACAGAUACAAGCAUUCCUAGAGAAUGCGGACCUGGUUUUAAGUGCAAUCAUGGUGUUUGUGACAUGGAAGCCCUUAAGACGAACUCAUAUAAAUGUAUCUGUGAACAUAACUAUGUCGGUCAGUUUUGUUUAUUAAAAUGUCCUUACGAUUGUGGCGAGUUUGGACGUUGUGAUAUUCACGUCGCCGACAAUACGUAUAAAUGUUUCUGCCAUUGGAAUUACACAGGGCUCAACUGUUCCGAACUUGUUCCUGAAGCCGAAAUACCACUACCAGACGAAGUGAUAUUUCACUGGUAUGUUGUUGGAGUGUCCGUUGCUAUGGUUAUAGUUAUGAUAUCAGGAGUUUUUGUCGUAGCCUAUUUUAUGUGGAGACGUCGACUCGUUUUUAUGUUGAAAAUUGUGCACUACUUUCAACAAUAUGAGGAGGACGACGGCAAGGAAUAUGAUGCGUUUGUGUCGUACAAGUCUUGUCCUAGAGACGAACAAUUUGUGCUGCACCAGCUUUUUCCUAAACUAGAAGGCGAAUACAAGUUUAAACUGUGCAUGCAUUUCAGAGACUUCAUCCCUGGAGAAGCUAUUGCUAACAACAUUGUAUCGGCAAUAGAGAGAAGCCGGCGGACUAUAAUGAUUCUGACGCCGGAGUAUGUACAGUCGGAAUGGUGCCGCAUGGAGUACCAGAAGGCACAACAUGAGAUGCUUCAACUAAAACACAAAAUUAUACCCAUCGUUCUUGCUGAUCUUUCAGAGGUUAAGGACAUUGAUACCAACUUAAAAUCCAUCAUGAAUAGUGUUACAUAUCUAGAAUGGCCAGGGAAUGAAAAUAGUAAAAGAACUGAUAAAUUCUGGAAAAAGUUGGAACUGUCGUUGCCAAAGAAAUCAUCUCAGCAGAGUUUGCAAACACAGUCGGUAUCAUCAGAUUCAUGUAAAGGCCUGGUUCCGGAGGGUGAUUUAUCGUCAUCGGAAGUUUUAGUUUCUUCUAGCGUCAACUCUUCAGCUUCAUUACCAUUUGAUACUCGAUCAGGGGCAGAGUCACCAACACCAUCAUCAGAAGUAACUGACAAUAAUUCACCAAGAUUUCAGAAAAAUAAGCGAAAGGACUUCAAACAUUUCAUGGACAAACUGGUUCGUACAAAGUUGUUUAGUAGACAAGAUAGCAACAGUAGUCAAGCAGCACUAGUGGAUGACGAUACCAUGGCGUCUCGUAGCAGUUGCGGUUCGGUUUCUGAGAGCACACUUAGUGAGAGCACCGAGUCUAUUUGUUCAACUCCAGAAACAGGGCAUUCAUUUUUAAAUGGAAUAAAUGAAGACAUAGAAUCCAAUUCAUUCAUGCAUUCUGUGUACAGCGAUUCAGAUUUGAGAAUUGGUAAAGGGCAUUCUUUAGAUAGACGGUAUUUUGAUAGGCAUAAAAAGGUAAGUGAAAGGGCUAGUGAGAAAAUAAGACCAAGUAAAAGGUAUAAAGAACAGGUUGUUAGUUCUGAGUGCGAAAAGGACCAUUGUGAAGACGUUCAGUGUACAAAUUGUACAGAUAUUAGUGACAGUAAAUAUAACUCAGAAAGAAACUCGCAGGAGUUUAUAAAUAAAGGCUUUGAAGACGACACAAACGACAAUUUAGACUGUGAAUACUGCAUAUAUGAACGUAAUAGAUCGGACAAUAAUAGAGUGCGUAUAUCGGCAAUCGAAGGAAACGACCAGCUACGAAUUCAAAGAUUAUCAAGCGAACAUAAUGCAUGCCCAUAUUGUAAUCACGAGAUGAAUCGAUCUCAGGCUUACAGAGGUAGCGCUAAACAACACAAAGAUGCGAAAAACCUUGAAAUAAUGAAACAAAAGAUGAAACGUGUUGCAUCCUUACCUAGAAACUUCAAAAGAAAAGACAUACAACGUCAAGACGGUACAUUAAUUACUAGAGAUUUACGUGCUGGUACUCAUGCAAAGAAUGAGCAUACUGAACAUAAUUUUUACAUUGACGUAUGUGAAGAUGUGUGAAACUAAUAUGUAAAUGAAUGUUCAUUGUUAUAUAUGUAUAAAUGAUGCAUAAAGAUUAAUGUAUUACAUGUACGAUUAUAAAUGUAAAAUUUCACCUGAACUAAUUACGUUCAAAAAAACCUAAAUCCACGAAUCAUCUGCGACUGAUCCUGUUUAAAUAUUGGCGGACUGAAGAAACUUUUGAUCACUUUUGUGAGACUUCUAUGUAUGAUUUAGAUAGCAUUUUGUGAUUUAUGAUCAUAGAAUACAUUCUUUGCUCGGUUUUUUUAAUGUUAUACAUGUACAUAAUGAUUUUAUGUGUCUAAUAUGUUGAAUCUAUAAAUAUGUUGAAUCUAUAGCAAACAUGUUUUAUAACUUAAUCAUUGAAGAUUCAUGAAGUGUCUUUUUUGUAUUUUUAUCCGUAUUCUGUUUUUAUUAUUAUACAUGUAGAAAUGUAAUGAUGUUUCCGUUAAAUUGUACAAGACAACGAACAAAGAAAGAGAUAGGUAUUCGUAGAUACACAUAUAUGAAUCCUUUUAUGAGUACGUAGAAUAAACUAUUUCAAUUACUACCAACCACAUGUAUAGUAAGCAAACAAGAUAUUGAAUUUUAUGAAAAAGGCCAUUUGUUUCGUCUCACAUUAUUAUCUUGUUAUUUAUUCUAAAAGCUAACUUUCGAAAAUUUACAUCAUUCAAACAACAGCAUCUUGUAUAGAAUAAAAAUAUACAUAACACGUCUUGCUUGGGUUUAAUUGAUGACUGUUAAAACUAAUUACAUUUGCAAAUGAGCAAUUAAAGUUUGUGUCUCAUUCUUUUUUAUUUAUUACCAUGAAAAUUUUAAAAUCUAUGGAUGAAUGAAAAAGUAGGCGUUUUCUAUGUUUUAUGCUAAUUAGAGUCUUGAUGUAUAGCAGGGAGUUGUACUUUGUCCUUGUUUGUUUUGACUGUAAAAGUAACUUUUACUAUCAGUAUCAUUAUUAACAUUUGAUAUAUUCAUAAUCAUUUAUUAAAGAUUAUGAAAAAACAAAUGGAAUAAACAUAUUUUCCACAUGAAAGUGUUUCAUAUUGCUAAAAGGAAAAACAUACAGAAAAAUCGAUUACUUCUGUUUGUUACUGUGUUCAUAUUACGUGUACUUUACUCUUUAUUUCAUGUUUUAUGAUAUACAUGUAUAUAUUAAUUAAUGGCACUUUUAUUUCUUAUCUCACUUUAUCUUAAUGUACAUUAUAUUUUAACUAUAUAUUAUACUUAUCCGUUAUUUU